AUGAGCAUAACGGGGGCAAGAUGGCUUCUGCUUGUGUGGUCUCUAAAUCUGAAAUUCGUUCAAACUUCUCCGGGAGAUCGGUGAGUAGAUUUUCCAAAUAAAAAUUACGUUUAAUUGUAUUUUGAUUGCAACGUCCGUUUACAGAAGCAUUUGGCACGCACAGUGCACUGAAAAGUGCAUGUCAAAGUUCCAGUGCCCUGGGCAGUUCGGUACUUUCGAUUGGGUUAUGGGCGACUGUUUCUGGUGCCGAUACGACUGCAUGUGGGAGACCGUUGAACUCUUCGAGAGGUUUUGAUUCAAGAAACACGGGAUUAUCAAAAAAUACUCUGCUUUCAGCAACUACGGAAUCGUCCCCCAGUUCCACGGAAAAUGGCCGUUCCUCGCUAUCCCACUGCCGUACGGUCUUGUCAUUCAGGAGCCGGCUUCUUUACUUUUCUCUCUGCUCAACUUGUUCUCUGUGUUCCUGAUGCUCCGCAGACUGAAAAAGAUUCGUGAUCUGCCGAAUCGUAAGAUGUGGAUUUUGUACGCACAUGUGGGCCUUGUAGCCUGGAUAUCAUCCUCUCUGUUCCACAUGGCUGACUGUGAUAUCACUGAGAAGCUCGACUAUUUCGGAGCCUUCGCUUUUGUGCUCUCCGCUCUCUACGUCUCCUUCGUUUUCACUCUUCCACAGUUGGAAUUCACAGCGAAAGGAAGGCUUGUUCUGAAGGCGGCACCGUUCAUUUUCAUCAUAAUCUUUCUCAAUCACGUCAAGAAUAUGAAUGUAAGUCGUUUAUCAUAUAUUGGGAGGAUAAAUCCUAUGGGUAUUUUCAGAACCACUUCGAUUACGGUUACAACAUGACUUUGUGCAUAUCUUUCUCAUUAAUAACCACAUGUCUCUACUUAUAUUAUCUUUUUCAACGGCAAGACAAGUUUGAGGUCAUGUCGCUAUUUUUAACUAUGAGCCUUCAGAAAACGCCUUCACGGAGAGCUGCUACAAUCGGACAUUCUUCUAAUUCGUCUCAUUGUGUGGGCCAAUCUCUCGACCGGCCUCGAACUUUUGGAUUUUGCUCCCGUGUUCUGGGUCUUCGAUUCGCAUUCUCUCUUCCACUUGGCCACUUUUCCCAUUCCCGUCUGGUGGGCCGACUUCUUGGAGCAAACGUACCAUAGUCCCGUCUUACAAAGAUCGGUCCUCAAAAUUGCCUAA
This is a messenger RNA of Caenorhabditis sp. 36 PRJEB53466, 1183 nucleotides long. The record is from the annotation of a GenBank genome assembly. NCBI's taxonomy places the organism in Eukaryota, Metazoa, Nematoda, Chromadorea, Rhabditida, Rhabditidae.